CCUCCGCGAGGCCGAAUCUUGUGGUGUGGACUCUGCACUCUGGACUCGCGUCUAUAGGUCGACGACGAGCCCCGAGGCGAGCGCGGAAGCACGGAGCGAGUGAGGAGGGCGACGGACGAGUCUAAGUGCCAAGGGGCUGGUGGGAGACCGAUGUGCAGGGAUUUUCCAAGUGGGACAGGGAUUUAAGUGCAGCGUUUGUCAAGAUUGGAGCUGCACGUUUAGACAUUUAUAGGGCGGUGGAUCCGGCCGGUGUUAUAAUUUUGCGGAUCGAUAGGAAAGUUGGCUGAGUAGAUUAGAGUGGAGGGCGAGAGGUAGAUAUCGAAUCUGUUGUCGGAGUGGGGGCAGGCAGUGAAAGCAUUUCUUUGCAUUAGUUCAGUUUAUGGGUCGGACGAAGCCGGUUCCUAGUGCAUUCUGUUGGAGUUGUUGCUAGAGAUCUUGGAACUUCUGAGAGCAAUUCGUCCCAGGUCGUGCUCAAUUGGUCUACAGUCCUGCAGGUGCAGACGCAGGCCAGUUAUUAGAGACGGAUGCACGACUGGUGAGGCUGUGCAUGCUGUUGCGAUCGUCUCUGCGCCUUUCGCUGGUUGUUGAUAAGGGUGGACCUAUUGUCUUCACACUAGCGUUCUGAUCUCAAAUUGUCACCAUAUUACGGGAUACAAUGUCCGCCAAAAAGAAUGGAACAAAGGGUAACGAAGAAUCUAUGACACCUGCCGAGGAGCAGGCAAAGGUGAAAGAAUUGCGCACUUUGUUGGGUCCAUUGUCAGGUCGAAGUUUACUAUUCUGCACGGACGAUUGCCUUGCUCGUUAUCUGCGAGCCCGUAGUUGGCAUGUCAAGAAGGCCGACAAGAUGUUAAAAGAGGCAAUCAAGUGGAGAGCAUCAUACAAACCAGAAGAAGUUCGCUGGGAGGAAGUCUCAAAGGAGGCCGAAACGGGCAAGGUUUACAGAGCAAAUUUUGUAGAUAAGUUAGGCAGGUCUGUACUCGUGAUGCGACCUGGCAACCAGAAUACCACAGAUCACAAUGGACAAAUCAAGCAACUAGUCUACACCAUCGAGAAUGCAAUCAUCAAUUUACCUUCUGAUCAAGAGCAGAUGGUAUGGUUGAUCGACUUCAAAGGGUGGUCGAUGCGGAAAGCCGUACCUAUAGCAACAGCUAGGGAGACUGCGUACAUAUUGCAGACCAUGUAUCCCGAGAGAUUAAGUCUUGCCAUUCUUUACGAUCCGCCGAAGUUGUUCGAAACCUUCUGGGCUAUCGUCAAACCGUUUUUGGACCCCAAGACUUUCCGCAAAGUCAAGUUUGUUUACAGCAAAAGCGCAGACAGCUCAAAGAUAUUUCAAGACCUUUUCGACAUGGACAAAUUGGAAGCUUCAUUCGGCGGUCGCAGCACCAGCACUUUUGAUUGUGUCGAGUACGGUAAUCAGAUGAAGGAAGACGAUCUGAAGACGUCACGUUACUGGUCGUCAGAUCCGUUAACGAUGAAGCCUGAUUCUCAUACGAAUGGAAGUCCUACCACGAACGGAACACAUGCCACUCCAGACGCUGAAUCGGCUCCAACAGUUCUUGCGCAUUAGCUGCGCCGCGUUGAGUGAAAGAGCCUGUGCAGUGCAGCUUGUCGUACUUUGGUGGUCCUUCAACGAAGGAUGUGCCUUGAUGUGAUUGCACUAGGGGUCUUAACAAAUUUCUUCCUGCAAUCCCUUUAAGAGAGAGACAGAGAGCUCUAGGACGACAGUGCCCAUCUUCCUCACGACUUGGAACAAAGUUUUCCGCCUCUAAAGCUUCACAUAAUUUUAAGCAUAAGAGGGAGUGAUGCUGCAGGUGAUGCCUCUCCCCACCCACCACCCAACGCUGCAGUGCAAGAUCUUACGGAUGCUGGCUGAGCCUUCGUAAGAUCGGGAAGAGCUGGUCCAUGUAUAGAGUAGUAGCCUCAUAGGAUUGGUAUGGAGGGUAGACAAAUGGUAGCCUCUACUGUGCUUUCUCCAUUUUGUUGUAUCCUGAACGAUGGCGGAUAGCAGCCGUGGGACACUAGGUGGCUUGGUAGAAGUGCGCUACAGGUGGGGCUUGUCAUGAAAUGGUUUUAGUAGGUGUCGCUGGCCUGCUACCACCGGAGUGAGGCGCCGAAUCUACCAAAUUUUCUGGAACUAACAGGUAGACACUCGAGUAGACACGUAGUAGGAAUGUUAACGUAGCUACGUUAUCAAGUAGAUGAUAGAGGGGAGUAUUUGAAGAGGAAGUUUGCCAUGGAAUGUUGUGUAAGUUGCAGUCUCCCGUCAAGAGUCUUGGUCAUGUCAGUAGAUUUGAAGGAUUGGCGAGGCUUAUGCACACUUCCUUGACAAUUGUGUAAAAGUGUCGGUAUUAUACUGAAGAUAAUUUGAUCUUGAUGUGAUUCACGUCAGUUGCCAUUUGGGGUUCCAAAUAAAAGUUGAGCAUGUGUGGUUACCAAGGUUUUGUUGGUAGCCUAUUUCUCAUGCGGCGCAGGAAGCGUCAUCAAACUUCAAACCAC
This is a messenger RNA of Marchantia polymorpha subsp. ruderalis, 2496 nucleotides long. The record is from the annotation of a GenBank genome assembly. Lineage: Eukaryota; Viridiplantae; Streptophyta; Marchantiopsida; Marchantiales; Marchantiaceae.